GGCUUUCGUUCUUUUCGGAGACUAGUUUUCCAAGAAAAUUUGGAGCAGCUGCUGGUUUCUACUUUCUCCUAUAAACACUGGAAUGGUACAACUCCUGUAGAACACAUAAACGGCGGCGUGCUCCAGCAGCCAAGCGAAACCACUGCAGCAGCAGUAAGAUUUGAUCGAAAAAUUGAAGUGAAACUCUCGCAGAGCUUAAAACAGCGAUUUAGGAUUUAUCAGAGACAAGAGAUGCUGUACAUAAUUGGACUAGGAUUAGGCAAUGAGAAGGACAUAACUCUACGAGGUUUAGAAGCAGUUCAGAAGUGUGACCAUGUUUACAUGGAAGCUUAUACUUCUCUUCUCUCCUUUGGCCUCUCUACUGGCGGUCUUUCUACUCUGGAAAAAUUGUACGGAAAACCUAUCAUAAUUGCUGACAGAGAAAUGGUAGAGGAAAAAGCUGAUGAUAUAUUAUUACCAGCUCUCACAUCUGACGUGGCUUUUCUCGUUGUUGGAGAUCCUUUUGGAGCUACAACACAUACUGAUCUUGUUGUUCGAGCCAAGACUUUAGGAAUCGAUGUCGAAGUAGUGCACAAUGCGUCGGUUAUGAAUGCUGUUGGUGUUUGUGGUUUGCAAUUGUAUCGAUAUGGAGAGACUGUUUCGAUUCCCUUUUUCACUGAUACGUGGAGACCUGAUAGCUUUUACGAGAGGAUUAAGAAAAAUCGCGAUCUUGGAUUGCAUACACUUUGUUUAUUGGAUAUAAAAGUGAAGGAACCUUCAUUGGAAUCCUUGUCCAGAGGAAAGAAAAAUUAUGAACCUCCAAGAUAUAUGACAAUAAAUACCGCAAUUGAGCAGCUUUUGGAGAUUGAGCAAAACCGCGGAGAAUCUGCAUAUGAUGAAGACACUAGCUGUGUUGGAUUUGCUCGGCUGGGAAGUGCAGAUCAGAUGAUAGUUGCUGGAACAAUGCGACAACUGCUUGCAGUUGAUUUUGGAACACCAUUACAUUGCCUUGUAAUUGUAGGUGAUACCCAUCCUCUAGAAGAUGAAAUGCUGGAUCUUUACAAACUUGAAAGGGAUAGCCUAGACAAAAAAGACAACCGAAGUGCUUGACAGUUUUGAAGAAAAACAUACAAAGCUAGCAACCUUUUUCUGGAUACAUGGGAUUCCGACAUCAAAUGCAUUUCUACAGGCCUCUACUGCUCUUUUAAGUUGCUAGAGAAGAGAUUUGUACUUUAGCUGACUAGAGCAGAUAUUUUGUGUGUACACUUGUUUUUCUUUAAAAAUAACUUCAAGUCAAAAUUUUGAAUGAGAGUGAACUGUAUAUUUGUAUAGUCAA
This is a messenger RNA of Mercurialis annua (annual mercury), 1315 nucleotides long. Its product is annotated as probable diphthine methyl ester synthase. NCBI's taxonomy places the organism in Eukaryota, Viridiplantae, Streptophyta, Magnoliopsida, Malpighiales, Euphorbiaceae. The transcript is spliced from 7 exons. Gene Ontology annotation, molecular function: diphthine synthase activity. The coding region runs from base 232 to 1089 and encodes 285 amino acids. The record is from RefSeq and is a predicted model, not a curated record. Gene Ontology annotation, biological process: protein histidyl modification to diphthamide.